AUGUCAUAUCAUUUAAGAAGAAAGUGGAACACUUAUGAAACUAGUCAACUGGUUAAAAAGUUUCGUAGUAAAGAACAUUUGAAGUAUCAAAGUCAUUCAGUUGGAUAUAGUGGAAAAGAUUUCAUGUUGAAUUAUCAAACUAUUAAAAGAUUCUUAAAUUUCACUAACCAAAUAACUUUUCAAAAAUAUUUGGAUCAAAAUACAUCCAGAUAUUCAUCAGGUAGAUAUCAUCUUGAAUUUUUAGAGUUAUGGAAGUGUUCAACCUUUUCAAAGACAACUUACAAAUCGAUAAAUGUAGAUAAAUCGUAUAAAUGGUUUAUCCCAGUGUAUAUAAUAAAACCAACAACAAUUUCAUUCAUAUACUGGAUCCCUUGUACAUUGAAUUUUGGUGAUAAUGAUAAACAUUUGUAUCAUCAAUGUACCUUGAAAAAUCAAGAACAAUACUUUAAAAUAUUAGAUAGUAUGAUAAUCAAUGAUGAGGAUCUAAAUAGUGACUGUUUACCAUCUAUACUGGUAAAGAUAAUUGAUAUGGAAUAUUGUAGUAUAAAAUAUUUUUCUAAUAGAUAA
Molecule: messenger RNA, 567 nt
Organism: Heterobilharzia americana
Lineage: Eukaryota; Metazoa; Platyhelminthes; Trematoda; Strigeidida; Schistosomatidae
Source: the annotation of a GenBank genome assembly